AGUCAAGGCAAGGGGAGUGGAAACUGACCCAAGAGAAGAGGCAGGAUAACAUCUUGCUCUGGGCUCCCAUCAAUUCCCCGCGAUGAUCCACCAGUUCUGGGCCCAUCUCCUUUACCUGUACUGGACCCUCCAAAACAGCAUUUCCAGGUGUCCGGGACCCACCCCGCUGGUCAUCCCUGGCCCACAUGGAGAAGAGUUUCCAAGGACCUAUUUGGGAUACUGGCACUUCAUCGCCGGGUCGGCGCCCACCCCGGACCAGCUGGCGACCUUCGACCCCGUGGACAAUAUCCUCUUCCACCUGGUCCCCGGCUCCACACCCCUAGAGCUGUACCUCCGUGCCGCCAUUCGCAUGAAGAGUGGACUCUGCGUCCCCCGAGAGUGGACCUACCUCCUGGCCAAGGGAACCACCAAUCUCAGGAUUCAAGGCCGUCCGGAUAUGAAGACAGAGCUGUUCUCCGCCCCCUGUGCCGAGAGCAUCAUCCUGAAGGAGACGGGGCAGGAUUUCGAGCGGUUCCUCAUGUACUCCCGGUCCCCGGCUCCCCCGGCCCGCUGCGUGAAUGAUUUCCAGGCCCUAGUCUCCUGCUGGAACUUCACCCUCCUGCAGACCCCCCGCCAGCAAGGUGCCUGCGUGUUGACCAGCAGUUGAGCAGCCUCUCCUGGAUGGGGGGGCGGGGGUGUGAUCCAUCAGGCCCGAGAAGACCUAACUUCCCUCAAGGAACAAUAAAAAGGAUUUUCUGGA
Tachyglossus aculeatus (Australian echidna) is the source of this 739-nucleotide messenger RNA. RefSeq names its product apolipoprotein M (gene APOM). Gene Ontology annotation, cellular component: very-low-density lipoprotein particle; high-density lipoprotein particle; low-density lipoprotein particle. Bases 83 to 646 code for a protein of 187 amino acids. Gene Ontology annotation, biological process: cholesterol efflux; high-density lipoprotein particle remodeling; high-density lipoprotein particle clearance. NCBI's taxonomy places the organism in Eukaryota, Metazoa, Chordata, Mammalia, Monotremata, Tachyglossidae. Gene Ontology annotation, molecular function: lipid carrier activity; phospholipid binding. The record is from RefSeq and is a predicted model, not a curated record. The transcript is spliced from 6 exons.